UUUCGCCUCGCUCGCUGAAGUGUGUCUGUGGUCUGUCGAAUUACUAAAAACUGCGUAUUUUAAUUUAUCUCCGUUAAAAAUAAAAUAAUAAAAUAACAAAUAAACAUUUCAUAUUCUAUGCUGAAGUAAUGUACAUAUUUUGUUUACUGUUUAUUGGUGUUUAAAGUGGUUUAAUUAAUGUUACAAAGUGGUCAAGUAAUGAAUGAACUCAUAUAUACUAUUUGUUUGUUUCUGUGAUAUCUAUAAUAUUUCUGUAAUCAAACGACGCAUUCGGAAAUCAACCUCGACAAACGAAAGUGUUUUAUAAGGUUAUCAUUAGACAUGAUAGUUCACAGGUCGCGCCUCACAUUGUUGAUGUGAAAACAUAAGCAUGGGGCAACAAACAUCACGGAAGAGUGCGGAAUGCACGUGUGGAUGUGGCGCCUGGGAGCGGCGGCGGUUCGCGGAGUCACCCAGCAGUGUGCACAGAUACGUGAGCGCAGUCACAGACAGAUGGAGCGGGCGCGAAUGUUCGUGUCGGCGUCGCCGCUGGCGGCGGCCCGCCUGCGUCUGCACCGCCUACAGGAGAGUCAGCGACGCUUGCCGCGACGACAGAUUGGCUGCAGUUCUGACAUUAGGUGCCAGGGAUUUGAGGCGCGAACUCGACGCCAUUGUCCUAAAUACAGAUGGUGAUUCUUCGAGGGAAAGCAGUGAGCCGACGGCUGAGGUGUAUGUGUUAUCCGUGGCACCAAGAAACGCGGACGGGAGUCCGGCGCCGGCGCGGGAGCCGGCGCGGGCGGACGGCACCAUCCGGCUGCAUCCGCACUUCCAGGUGGUGUGCGGCGGAGAGCUGCGCGCGUUGUUGCUGCGCGCGCCCGCGCCUCCGCUCGCGGCCACCAAGGUGCACACGCAGGUGGACUAUAUCCACUGUUUAGUGCCGGACCUGCAGCAGAUCACCGCCUGCGCCUACUACUGGGGCAAGAUGGACCGCUACGAGGCUGAGAGGCUGCUGGAGAACAAACCCGAAGGCACAUUUCUGCUCCGCGACUCAGCGCAAGAGGAGCACCUGUUCUCGGUCUCGUUCCGCAAGUACUCGCGCUCGCUGCACGCGCGCAUCGAGCACUUCCAGCGCCGCUUCAGCUUCGACUCCCACGACCCCGCCGUCUUCGCCGCCGCCACCGUCACCGAGCUCAUUGAGCAUUACAAGGACCCCGCGUGCGUGAUGUUCUUCGAGCCGAUGUUGACAGCACCGCUCCCGCGCGCCCAGCCCUUCUCUCUGCAGCAGCUCAGCCGCGCCGUCCUCGUCUCCCACGUCAGCUACGACGGCGUCGAACAACUUCCGCUUCCGCCGCGCCUGCGCGCGUACCUGAAGGAGUACCACUACCGGCAGCGAGUGCGAGUGAGACGGCUAGAGCCGGACUACUCUUCACACGUCUGCUGACUGAGCCGUUGAGCGUUGGAGCCCAGGGUCCCGCUUUCCUAGUUUCUCGUCACCACUUCGCGCGGUCGUCGGCGUCCGUAUUUGUCAGACCAUUGUCACGCAUAUCAUCAUAGAAAAAAAAAAUGUCAAUACACAAUGUGCUGUUGAUCGCAGUCGAAAAUGUAAUCAAGCGACAAACGUAAUAAAUUAAAAAUUUAUUUUGGUAUUGUCGUUUUUGAUGUUUCAAGGUUGAAGGGUAAAAUUAAUAUUUAUUGUCUCGUAAAUUAAAAUCUUGCAAAUUGACAUUUUUCAUGUAAAUUUAUUUAUUUGGCACAUUCUAAAGCCUAGAUAUUUCAUUACGAAACCAGUGGCACGGAAGUAGUUAGUUAAAUUCGUCGACGUAAUUAAUUUCGUCGGCGGUGUCACGGGCGAAUGUCAAGUUUUGACGUGAAUACAGUGCGUUGUAUUCAAUAGUAAUAUGCACUAGGAAGAAUUUUUUUAUGACUUUCUACGCCACUAGUUUACUAAUGAAAAUUAAAAGAGUAUGUUAAGUUUCCUUUUAAAAUCUGAAGUGGCUCUUCAAUUAAUACGUAUAAUAUUGCGUUUUUUACGAGUCUAACAUAUAAACAAUAAAAAAUACAAUUAUUAUCUAGUUCAAACAUAAUACAUUCUAAAAUAAAACAUUAACUGCAAAAGUAAUUUCCUAAAAAGUCUAAUCCGUACUAAUAUUAUAAUUGCGAAAGUCUGUCUGUUCCGCUCUCACGGCUAAACCGCUGCACCGAUUUUAAUGGAAUUUGGUAUGCGUGUAGUUAAAAAACCAUGUGGGGGGUAAAAAUUUGUAUGAAAAUCGUGUUUGUUCCGCGUUCACAGAGAAAUUCACGCAGGUGAAGUCGCGGGCAUAGGCUAGUUAUAUUGCUGUGAAAUAAUAAAAAAACAUGGUAAGAUUGCUUAUAAUGAGACUUGUAAGAAAAAAUCGGAGUUUACAUAAAUGAAUGAAUUUGUUAAGUUUUAAAAAGGUGAAAAGAAUUUGAAGCUUAUAUUGAGCUUGAUAGAGUUUAAAUGUGUAUAACAAUGCAUUGUAUAAGUUUUUUUUACGAAUUGGUGUUUUUUUUUGUAAAUAUGAAUUUAAUUGUAUUAGAAAAUAAAUUUGAAACGCGAUUUUAUUUAGCUUUGUGACUACAUUUGAUAUUGUGAUCGAUAUAUUGUUAAAUGAAAUGGCACCUUAUGUGUCGGUGAUAAGGUUUAAAAUCAAAAGGAAUUACAAGGCUAAAUUAGACCAUUAUCGCUUGUACUAAAGAGUUGAAAUUUCCCAAAUCGCUUCAGUUUCCAUGACAAUGCAUUAUUAUGAUAAGCAUGACCUGUGCGCUUUGCUAUUUUCAUCUCACUAUCGAGUAGAUUCGCAGUGAGACGCAGCUAACCAAUCACAGUGCGCCAUUGUGACGCAACGUCAACCACACCGCAUUGUGAUUUGUUCGCUGCGUCUCACUGCGAAUCGAUUCGAUAGUUACAAGUGAAAUACAAACCCGCACUUCGUCCUCAGAUAUAUUCAGCCUCGGAUCCCAGCAACGGAUUUUUUAAAAAAUAUUUAAAGUAUGUAAUAUACCUACUUAAAUCUGUAUUAUUAAUUUUAUGUCAUUUAUUACUUUAUAUUAAUUUUAAUGUAAUAAAUUUGUUGUGUCCAGGUUUUAUGUUAGUACACUGGCCACUGAUAAAAGAAUAAAUGACAAUGUGUUCUUGGUUUAAAUAUUUUUUCACAUAUUGACAAAUGAGAUUGCCGCCGAUGGUUUUUAACAUGUAAAAUUGCGAUUUGUAUUUUGGAAAUUCAAUAUAAUUUAUUUUCAUUACCAGUACACGCUAGUUUUAAUUUAUUAUAGACAAACUAUUUGAACAGUUGUAAAGUAAUAAAUUUAAUUUUUAACACCCAAGAUAGCUGUUACUCAUAAUUAAAACGAUCCGUGUUAUUCAUAAAGAAAUUAAAAACAUACAUUAUUCUAUAGCUAUAAUGAUUUUUGUCGCUAUCAUACUUUAUAAUAUUUGAAAUUGACAAAAAGAGACAAAACGUAUUUUUUUUUAGCUUAGAGCAUAUUUUAACCUUUUUAUGAAUAACAGGUUAUAUGUAUGUUUAAUAAUGUAUGUGAAGCCAAGAGUAAGUUACAGCAUGACAUUUAUAAAUGGACUUGGUAAUUUCUCAAAAUUUUUAAUUUUCUAAAUUUUUAUAUUCAUAUUAUUAAAGGUCGAACUCACUCGAUUUUUAAAGGCCGGUAUAAAAUGUUCGCAAUUUAUUCAGUACAUGGAAUAAAAACCUACAAUUCGCAUAGAGCAAAAUAUAUUUGUAUAGAUGUAUCAAGAUUAAAUGUAUUUAAAGCUUAAACCAGUGAUCAAGCUGUGAAAAAAUCACACUUGUAAGUCAACGCGGUCAAAAUCCUAACUAAUAUUAUAAAUGUGAAAGUAAGUUUGUUUGUUACCUCUUCACGCUCUAUCCAUUCAACCAAUAUUGAAAUUUUGCAUACCUGUAUUUUGAAGUACGGAAAAGGACGGUACCUUUCAUACCCGAAAAAUAAAUCUUGCGGGCAAAGCCGCGGGCAAAAGCCAGUUUAUGAUGUUUUUGGUGCGCACAUUCCAUCAAGUUUUUUUAUGCCUUCUCAUGUUUUAACUUGUGUUCAGAAAAAAAUUACCAUAGCGCGCCAAAUUCAUUAUAUUAUCAUCUAAAGGUUAAAAUAUGAGUUCUAUGCACGUCAUGGCUAAAAGAAUAAUUUUGUUAAUGUUGUCCUAAAAUAUUUCUAUAUCUGCGGUGCAAUGGGCGUUGGUAUAGUUUGUUAUAGGUUAUAACCUAGCGAUGUGCUGAUAUGAAAUUCUCUAUUCUCGGAAACCUUGAUAAUUCCCGCAAAUUUCCAAGAGACUCCUUGGAAUUUUCACGGGAACGAUCUGAAGAAAAUUCUCCGGGAAUCCCCGAGAAUAUCUACAGACCGUUACCGUGCAUUCUCGAAAAUUAUGAGACCGGCACAUCACUAAGUUAUACCACUGAAUUUUGUAAAUAAAAUUAAUUAUAAAAUUUUAUUUUAUAUGUAUACGUUGUAACAAUUUAUAUAUUAUAUAUUUACUUGUAAUAUAGUGUAAGUAUAAGAAUGUAUAGCCCGUGAGGCGCGUACAAACAAAUAUGAGAAAUAAACAAGUAUAUUUUAAA
Molecule: messenger RNA, 4583 nt
Organism: Plodia interpunctella (Indianmeal moth)
Lineage: Eukaryota; Metazoa; Arthropoda; Insecta; Lepidoptera; Pyralidae
Gene: SOCS5
Product: suppressor of cytokine signaling 4-like
Exons: 13
Coding region: 371-1420 (349 amino acids)
Biological process (GO): intracellular signal transduction; phosphatidylinositol phosphate biosynthetic process
Cellular component (GO): phosphatidylinositol 3-kinase complex
Molecular function (GO): 1-phosphatidylinositol-3-kinase regulator activity
Source: RefSeq, a predicted model, not a curated record